AUACGGGUGGGAAAGGAAAAUCGCGGCUGGAGUACUCGAGCACUCAGCGUCUACAGUCAUGGCUGAACGCCGCGCAUUUGCACAGAAAAUCAGCAGGACUGUAGCAGCUGAGGUCAGGAAACAGAUUGCUGGUCAGUAUGGAGGCUCCCCUCAGCUUCUUAAAAACCUCGGUGUGAGUGGCAAUGCAACUAGCAAUGCCAUUCCCCUGACAGAAGCAGUGGAGCCGGUGGAUUUCGAGGACUAUUUAAUCACACAUCCACCUGUUAUAGAGUCAGGACCUCUGAGAGAUCUCAUUGAGUUUCCUCCAGAUGAUAUUGAAGUGCUGUAUACUCCAAGAGAGUGUCGAACUCUUGGCCAAGCUGUGCCUGAGGAAGGUGACAACGAUGCUCACGUCAGAGACUGUGUUCGCUCUUAUACUGAGGACUGGGCUGUUGUUAACCGCAAGUACCACAAGCUUGGCACUGCAUUUAAUCCCAACACUCUGGACAAGCAGAAGGAGAGACAGAGAGGUUUACCAAAACAGGUUUUUGAGUCAGAUGAGUUGCCAGAUCACAGCAGCUAUCAGGACGAUCAGGAUGAUCUAAAGCGGAGGUCUAUGUCCAUAGAUGACACUCCACGGGGCAGUUGGGCUUGCAGUAUAUUUGACCUGAAGAACUCUCAGCCUGAUGCUCUGCUGCCACACCUUCUGGAUCGAGUGCCUAAUGAGGAGAUCGACCGUCACAAUGAAGACCAGCGCAUGUCAAACCGUCAUCGAGAGCUCUUUGCGCUGCACCCCGCUCUGGAUGAGGAAGAUCCAAUUGAGCGCCACUGUGUUCCCGAUGUUCCAAAAGAGCAUUUUGGUCAGAGGCUUUUAGUUAAGUGUUUGUCCUUGAAGUUUGAGAUAGAAAUUGAGCCAAUAUUCGCAAGUUUGGCCUUAUAUGAUAUCAAGGAAAAGAAAAAGAUAUCAGAGAAUUUUUACUUUGAUUUGAACUCGGAGCAAACAAAGGCCAUGCUCCGACCACACAUCCCGUCUGCUGCUAUCUCCACCCUGGCCCGUUCUGCUGUUUUCUCCAUAACCUACCCUUCACAAGACGUCUUUCUUGUCAUCAAGCUGGAGAAGGUUCUACAGCAGGGAGAUAUUGGAGAGUCUGCUGAACCUUACAUGGUCUUCAAAGAAUCUGACACAGCCAAAAAUAAGGAAAAGCUUGAGAAGUUGCGUGGUCAGGCGGACCAGUUCUGUCAGCGACUGGGGCGCUACCGCAUGCCCUUCGCCUGGACGGCCAUACACCUCAUGAACAUUGUGAACAGUGCAGGCAGUCUGGAGAGAGACACUGAGGUGGAGAUGGGUCUGUCAGAGCGGAAAGGUUCAUGGUCAGAGCGGAGGAACUCGAGUAUUGUGGGACGCCGCUCACUGGAGAGAACCACAAGCGGAGACGAGUCGUGCAGUCUGACCAGCUUCAGGCCUGCCACCCUGACUGUCACCAACUUCUUCAAACAGGAGGGAGAUCGGCUGAGCGAUGAAGACCUGUUCAAGUUCUUAGCUGACAUGAGGCGUCCCUCAUCUGUGCUGCGUAGACUGAGGCCCAUUACAGCUCAGUUAAAGAUCGACAUCUCACCGGCCCCUGAGAGCCCUCACUAUUGCCUGACCCCUGAUCUACUCCAAGUUAAGCCCUACCCAGACAGUCGAGUACGGCCAACGAAAGAGAUCUUGGAGUUUCCCGCCAGGGACGUUUAUGUGCCCAGCACCACAUACAGGAACCUCCUGUAUGUAUACUCACAGAGCCUGAACUUUGCCAAUCGUCAAGGCUCCGCUCGGAACAUUACAGUUAAAGUACAGUUCAUGAAUGGGGAAGAUCCGAGCAAUGCAAUGCCGGUAAUCUUUGGUAAAUCCAGCUGUGCAGAGUAUUCUAAGGAGGCAUACACUGCUGUGGUCUAUCAUAAUCGUUCGCCAGACCUCCAUGAUGAAGUAAAAAUAAAGCUGCCAGCCUCACUGACCGACCACCAUCACAUUCUCUUCACUUUCUACCACGUCAGCUGUCAACAAAAACAGAACACUCCGCUGGAGACACCUGUUGGAUACACGUGGAUUCCAAUGCUGCAGAAUGGACGCUUAAGAACGGGACAUUUCUGCUUACCAGUGUCUUUGGAGAAACCGCCUCAAUCUUACUCUGUUCUGUCCCCCGACGUUCCUCUUCCUGGCAUGAAGUGGGUGGAUAAUCACAGAGGAGUGUUCAAUGUUGAAGUUGUGGCUGCGUCCACCAUCCACACACAGGACCAGUAUUUAGAUAAGUUCUUUGCUCUGGUGCAUGCUCUGGAUGAGCACAUGUUCCCUGUGAUAGGAGAUAUGCGCAUUAUGGAGAAUAACUUGGAGGCCGAGCUGAAAUCCAGCAUUGCAGCUUUGAAUUCCUCUCAGCUGGAGCCUGUGGUGCACUUCCUUCACCUUCUGCUGGAUAAACUGGUGCUGCUGAUGGUGCGACCACCUGUUAUAGCCGGCCAGAUAGUGAAUCUUGGUCAGGCAUCUUUUGAAGUGAUGGCAUCUAUAGUCAACCGUCUGCACAAAUACUUGGACACCAGUCAGGAUAUGCAUGGUCGAAACAGCCUCCUCUCCUCAUAUAUCCACUAUGUCUUCCGUCUGCCCAACGUUGAUCCCAACUCCCCUUCUCCAGGUCCUGGAGGAUUGGGCGGCUCUGUGCAUUAUGCCACAAUGGCCCGUUCUGCUGUUAGACCCACAAGUCUCAACCUAAAUCGCUCUCGUAGCCUUAGCAACAGUAAUCCAGACAUCUCUGGCACUCCCACAUCCCCAGAUGAUGAAGUACGGUCUAUCAUCGGCAGUAAGGGCUUAGAUCGCUCCAACUCCUGGGUGGAUACCAUGGGGUGCAAAAGCGCCCCCUGGGGGACCAGCCCUGGCUCAACAUCUGAUGCUAAGCAGGCCAUGGAGCGCAGUGGCAAUCGCAUGUCAUCGCACACUGAGAGCGCCAGUUUCUUGCAAACAUUAACAGGACGCUUGCCGACCAAAAAGCUUUUUCACGAGGAGCUUGCCCUGCAGUGGGUGGUGAGCAGUGGCUGUGUGAGGGAAGGAGCUCUCCAACAGGCCUGGUUCUUCUUUGAGCUCAUGGUUAAAAGCAUCAUCCAUCACUUAUACUUCACCGAUCGUCUGGAGUCUCCCAGAAAGCACCGCUUUCCGGAGCGCUUCAUGGAUGACAUCACAGCUCUGGUUAGCACCAUUGCUGGUGACAUCGUCUCACGUUUUCAGAAGGAUCUUGAGUUGGUAGAAAGACUUAACACAAGUUUGGCCUUCUUCCUCAAUGACCUCCUGUCAGUUAUGGAUAGAGGAUUUGUCUUCACUCUCAUCAAAACCUAUUGGAAGCAGGUGUCCACAAAGCUCUAUGCACUACAGAACCCUACUUUGGAGUCUCUGAGAUUGGACUUCCUGAGGAUCAUUUGCAGCCACGAACACUAUGUCACCCUGAAUCUGCCUUUCAGUCUGCUGACACCCCCAGCAUCACCCUCUCCUUCUGUGUCCUCUGCCACAUCUCAGAGUUCUGGUUUCUCUACCCAUGUGCAGGACCAAAAGAUAGCCAAUAUGUUUGAGCUGUCUGUGCCCUUCAGAGAGCAGCAUUAUCUAGCUGGUCUUGUCCUGACAGAGCUGGCUGUUAUUCUAGACCCAGAGGCUGACGGGUCAGUACCCUGGAUGUUUGGUCUCCAUAAGAAGGUCAUAAGCGUGGUCCAUAAUCUGCUUUCCAGUCAUGACUCUGACCCACGCUAUGCUGACCCCGAGGUCAAAGCCAGAGUAGCCCUGCUUUACCUGCCACUCAUUGGCAUUGUCAUGGAAACCCUUCCACAGCUCCAUGAUUUCACUGAAUCACAUAAUCAGUGGGGUCGUCCUGGUACUGAGGAACAGGAAGCUGAGGGUAUGAUCAGCCAGACUGUUGCCAUGGCGAUAGCUGGGACCUCUGUUCCACAGAUGUCACGACCUAGUAGUUUUCUUCUCAAUCCGCAGGCCACCCGCCAACAUGGCUCGUUCUCCGCCGAGUCUAGCCGUAGUCUGCUCAUCUGUCUUCUGUGGGUGCUGAAGAAUGCAGAUGAGAUGGUGCUGCAGAAAUGGUUCACUGACCUGUCUGUCUCUCAGCUCAACCGUCUUCUGGACCUGCUUUACCUCUGUGUCUCCUGCUUUGAAUACAAGGGCAAGAAGGCAUUUGAACGUAUGAACAGUCUAACCUUUAAGAAAUCUAAAGACAUGAAGGCAAAGUUGGAGGAAGCCAUCCUGGGCAGUAUAGGAGCCAGACAGGAGAUGGUGCGGCGGAGCAGGGGGCAGCUGGAGAGGAGUCCAUCAGGCAGUGCUUUUGGCAGUCAGGAGAACCUGCGUUGGAGGAAGGACAUGACCCAUUGGCGUCAGACCAGCGAAAAAAUGGACAAGACCAGAGCCGAACUGGAGCAUGAAGCUAUUAUUGACGGCAAUCUGGCAACCGAAGCUAACCUCAUCAUAUUGGAUACACUAGAAAUAAUAGUUCAGACUGUGUCAGUGACAGAAUCCAAAGAAAGCAUUCUGGGAGGAGUUCUGAAGGUCCUGCUACACAGUAUGGCUUGUAACCAAAGCGCCCUUUAUUUGCAACACUGCUUCGCUACACAGCGUGCUCUCGUGUCCAAGUUUCCAGAGCUGUUGUUUGAGGAAGAGACGGAACAGUGUGCCGAUUUGUGUCUGCGUCUCCUCAGAAACUGUAGCAGCAGCAUCAGCACCAUCAGAGCCCACGCCAGCGCAUCUCUCUACCUCCUCAUGAGACAGAACUUUGAGAUCGGAAACAACUUUGCACGAGUCAAAAUGCAGGUGACCAUGUCUCUUUCAUCUCUGGUGGGUACGUCUCAAAACUUUAAUGAAGAUUUUCUGCGCCGCUCACUCAAGACCAUCCUCACCUAUGCAGAAGAAGAUCUGGAGCUCCGAGAAACCACCUUUCCAGACCAGGUUCAAGAUCUGGUGUUCAACCUGCAUAUGAUUCUGUCAGACACAGUGAAAAUGAAGGAACAUCAGGAAGAUCCAGAGAUGCUAAUUGAUCUCAUGUUCAGAAUUGCAAAGGGCUAUCAGACAUCCCCAGAUCUACGCUUGACGUGGCUGCAGAAUAUGGCGGGGAAGCACUCGGAGAGGAAUAACCAUGCGGAGGCAGCACAGUGUUUGGUACACAGCGCCGCCCUGGUGGCUGAAUAUCUCAGCAUGCUGGAGGACCGCAAGUAUCUGCCUGUGGGCUGUGUCACUUUUCAGAAUAUUUCAUCUAAUGUGCUGGAGGAGUCGGCAGUGUCGGAUGAUGUGGUGUCCCCAGAUGAGGAGGGUAUCUGUUCGGGGAAGUACUUCACUGAGGCUGGCUUGGUUGGGUUGCUGGAACAGGCUGCAGCCUCCUUUUCUAUGGCUGGUAUGUACGAAGCAGUGAACGAGGUAUACAAAGUCCUCAUUCCUGUACAUGAGGCCAACAGGGAUGCUAAGAAGUUGGCCACAAUUCAUGGUAAACUUCAGGAAGCCUUUGGCAAAAUUGUUCACCAGAGCACAGGCUGGGAGCGAAUGUUUGGCACCUAUUUCAGAGUUGGAUUUUACGGUUCCAAAUUUGGCGAUCUGGACGAGCAGGAGUACGUGUACAAAGAGCCGGCUAUAACCAAGCUGGCAGAAAUCUCACAUCGCCUCGAGGGUUUCUACGGUGAACGGUUUGGGGAGGAUCAAGUAGAAGUCAUCAAAGACUCUAAUCCAGUCGACAAGUGUAAACUGGAUCCAAAUAAGGCCUUCAUUCAGAUCACGUAUGUUGAACCGUAUUUUGACACCUACGAAAUGAAGGACAGAAUCACGUACUUCGAUAAGAACUACAACUUGCGGCGGUUUGUCUAUUGCACGCCAUUUACGCUGGAUGGAAGGGCCCACGGUGAUCUGCACGAACAGUACAAACGAAAGACCAUCCUCACAACUUCCCACGCCUUCCCGUACAUCAAGACACGCAUCAACAUCAUCCACAAAGAGGAGAUCAUCUCCACACCCAUUGAAGUAGCCAUUGAGGAUAUGCAGAAGAAGACACAAGAGUUGGCUUUUGCCACUCACCAGGACCCAUCUGAUGCCAAAAUGUUACAGAUGGUUCUGCAGGGGUCUGUUGGCACCACUGUAAACCAGGGUCCUCUGGAGGUGGCCCAGGUGUUUCUGUCUGAGAUCCCAAGUGAUCCUAAACUCUACAGACACCAUAAUAAACUUCGACUGUGCUUUAAAGACUUCACCAAGAGAUGUGAAGAUGCUCUUCGCAAAAACAAGAGUCUGAUUGGACCAGAUCAGAAGGAGUAUCAGAGGGAGCUGGAGAGGAACUACCACAGGCUGAAAGAAGCUCUGCAGCCUCUUAUUAACAGGAAGAUCCCACAGCUGUACAAACCUGUGUUACAGGUUAACUACCACAGAGACUCGUUUAGCAGAGUGAGCCUUCGCAAGCUAGACCUGUGAAGGAGACGAAGGAGAAAAUUCAUGAGCAAAUCCAUUUUUAUUUAUUUGUAAAUAUCUUCCUCAUUACAUAAGUGUUUCUGCCAUAAAGUAAAAAAAAGACACGUGUUUAAAACGUUUGGUACAUCAUUCCAAUUUUGUAUUCGUUUACACAAUGGCCUGUUACAUGACUAUAUAUGAACUGGGAGUGAACUUAGCUUACAAUGUGUCAAAUCUGUAUUCAAUUUCCUGUGUGCACUUUUUUAUUUAAUGUUUUUUUACUUCAUUCCAUUGCAUUUUUAAUAGUCAUGAUACAACUUAAGUUUAUUUAAUCCUAAUGGAGAAAGCAAAAAAGGUUACGAAUUUUUCAGCAUUAUGUAGUUUUCUGUACCUUUUAUUUUAAAUAUUUUACUAAAUAAAUACUCUAACGGUCA
Molecule: messenger RNA, 6849 nt
Organism: Triplophysa dalaica
Lineage: Eukaryota; Metazoa; Chordata; Actinopteri; Cypriniformes; Nemacheilidae
Gene: dock7
Product: dedicator of cytokinesis 7
Biological process (GO): small GTPase-mediated signal transduction; positive regulation of GTPase activity; axonogenesis
Molecular function (GO): guanyl-nucleotide exchange factor activity
Source: RefSeq, a predicted model, not a curated record